AGUGAGGGGCCGGAUGGCCGGGCGGCUCCGUGGAACACAGGGCGGGCGGCGCCCCGCUCCCCUCGUGCCCGUUUAACAGCUGGGCUCAGACCCCGGCGUCAGCGAGCGCGGAGCUGGGGGGGGAGGGGGGCAGCGCGCCUCACGCCCACUGGCUGUUUGUGAAAAGAAAGACGCAGCUAGCGCCCGGCAACAGAAUCGACCCUUCCCCGCCCGCGCGCUCUUCGCAAGCCCGGGGACUACAGCUCCCAGCAUGCAAUUGGGGCCGGGCAAGGGCAGUUAGCGCAUGCGCCGCCCAGAGACGGGUGAAUGUACUUCAUUUCUCAGCCGGGCGCGAUCCCGUCACGCCCCUGGGCGAAGCGCGAACCCCAGUUCCGUUUUUCUCCUCACAGUGCGAGGUUUUGUGGCGGAUGGUAAAGCCGGUCCUGUGACUCAUCGACGCAGUGUGGCUCGAGGGAAGAAAGGGCCGGGAGCGGGGGUACGCUACGCAUUUCCUUCCCAACGUCACUUCCGCUCGCCAUUUUGUGCCUGAGCCGGGUGAAGUCGAGAGCGUCGCCCGCCAGCGCCGCCAUGACGGACCGUUACACCAUCCACAGCCAGCUGGAGCACCUGCAGUCCAAGUACAUCGGCACGGGCCACGCGGACACCACCAAGUGGGAGUGGCUGGUGAACCAGCACCGCGACUCCUACUGCUCCUACAUGGGCCACUUCGACCUGCUCAACUACUUCGCCAUCGCCGAGAACGAGAGCAAGGCGCGCGUGCGCUUCAACCUCAUGGAGAAGAUGCUGCAGCCCUGCGGCCCGCCCGCCGACAAGCCGGAGGAGUCCUAGCGCCGCCCUCCCAGGGGAACCCCCCCUCCGCGUCCCGCCCCCCCCCCCCCACUUUUGGACCCUGCCCGGUUUCCCGAGAGCUCGCCCGCCCGCAGGGGAGCGAAGCCGGGAUGGAUUUGGGGCGGGGGCGGCUCUCGGGAGGAGCGAGAAGAAGCUGCCUCGACGCCGCCGGGGGUGGGAGCCUGGGCUGGCCGCGUUGUUUCCUCCCGCUCCCGACUGCGAGCGAGCCCGGCAAACGCAUUGCUCCGCCGUCCCGCCACCAGCAGCGACCGUGGCCCGGGAGGGAGCCGGGACUGUGCCAGACCCCGGGCGGGGGAACCUGGACCCGCCGCUUCCCGAGAUGGGGCCUAACUACGAGGAAAGCACGUGUCUUCGCGACCAGCCAGUGCGGGGCCCGCUGCUCCUGAGGGGACUCGAGGGACUCGGCCGCGAGCCCUUUCCUGCGGGGUAGCAUUGUUUGCAACCCCAUGCCACACUUAGUUUAGCUAUACGGAUUUUUUUUAUUUGUAUGGGAAAUAAAAAUGCGUUGAGUGAUUUCAAA
This is a messenger RNA of Dermochelys coriacea (leatherback sea turtle), 1369 nucleotides long. It is a transcript of the gene SF3B5, whose product is annotated as splicing factor 3b subunit 5. The transcript has a single exon. Gene Ontology annotation, cellular component: precatalytic spliceosome; U2 snRNP. The record is from RefSeq and is a predicted model, not a curated record. Bases 568 to 828 code for a protein of 86 amino acids. Lineage: Eukaryota; Metazoa; Chordata; Testudines; Dermochelyidae. Gene Ontology annotation, biological process: mRNA splicing, via spliceosome.